AUGAAGGCCGACUUUGAGGCGAUCGCGGAGUUAACGGAAAGUGAGUUCAAGUCAAGCACCGGGUUUGCGCGGCGCAUGAAUCACUACAGCACGGUUUACACGGCCGCAACACGCACCACGAACGUACGAUCUUUUUCGGAUGCCUUUGGGUAUUAUGUGGAUGAGUUGCUCUACACCGACUUUGAGGAGAUGCUGACCCGCUACCUGCUGAAGUACCACGACCUGCAGGCUCCCUCGCAGGUGCUCCUCUUUGGAAAGGUCUUGAAGCUGUGGGAACAUUAUAAGGUGCUGAUGAAGUGGAACAUGCGGGCCUUUGCGUACCUUUCAAGGUUUUACAUCGUCAACUGCGGAAAACCGUCGCUGCAGCAGGUGGCGCUAAACAUCUUUCUAGAACAAGUAGUAAGAAAGAAUGUAAACGUAAUUAGUCGAGUCACACAAGACCUGCUUUGCUCGGAACGGAACGGUGAAACGGUGAAUCGUGACCAAAUCCGAGGUGCCAUUGAGUUGCUCUCCUCGGUCAGCGCUGAGAAGAAGGAGGAGGUAUUUUUGGAGCCGUUUUUGAAGCCGUACGUGGCCCGGACAAGGGCGCACUACGAGGGCCUCGUCGCGGAAUGGAGCCAGUCGAGCGUCCCCGCCGAGUUGCUGCGGCAAAUUGAACAGGCGCACAACGAAGAGAAGGCCCGCUGCAUGCGUUACUUUUUCCCCGACGACGGACAAAAAAUCAUGACACACGUCGAGGAAGUGCUGCUGGAGUCUCCUAUGACGGUGGAAAGGCUUCUUAAGUCGGACGACGGCUUCAUCGCCGCGCUAAGAAGCCGCGACGAGAAUCUCCUGAGGGCGUACUACAACCUACUCUCCUGCCGCACCAAGAGUUUGGUGUUCCUGUCCAACCUCACGCGCGAUGAAAUUGUUGCCGAGGGCAAGGAACGGUUACUGCAGCACGAUUCGCAGCAGAAGAUGGAGGUUCGGUCGUGUGUGGCGGAUAUGCUUCAAUUGCAGGACGAUUUUAUGCAGCUACUUGCCCGUUGCUUUCAGGGUAACGCCGUCAUGCUGAAGUCCGUGCGGGGGGGUCUUGAGGGGGCUUUCAGCGGCGGUGUUCAUGCGUCUCGGGGGCCGCAGCGGUCUGUGCCUUUUAGUGAACUGCUGGCGUGCUACGUCGACGCCGUCCUCCAGGGAAAUGAGGGCGCUGCCGUUGAAGAGGAAUUAGAACGGGCCGUCGCGGCCCUUGCGUACGUGAGUGACCGAGACACUUUUUUGGCGCACUCGCGCGAGCUAUUGGCGCAGCGGAUUCUUUUUCCGCGCAGAAAGAUCGACGAGGUCACAGAGCGUUCUCUUAUUCAGCGCAUCAGCCAGCGCUGCGGUGUGUCCAGCACGAGUUGCCUGGAGGGAAUGCUGCACGACGUGGAUAUCGCCGAAGGGUUUGGGACCGCAGAAAAGCUUGAGGCCGCUGGUGCGGCCCCUAGUUUUAAUUUUAGCGUGCUGGUUGUGAAAAAGGGCAUUUGGCCGCCACGGAUUCAGAGUGAGUCGUUUAUACCUCCUCGCAUGCUCCAGGAGACGCUGCGUGCGUUUCAGCGGAUUUAUCUCGAGGGCACGACCGGGCGCGUGCUCACCUGGUCGCACUCCAACAGCAACGGCGAUGUCCGUGCGGUGUUCAAGCGGGGCGUUAAGAUCCUCUCCAUGACCGGACUUCAGUGCUGGGUGGUUUUGGCGUUCAAUGACGCGACGGAGUUGACCCUCAGUGCCCUGAUGAACCUCUUCGGGAUGUCCCUGGAGGACGCCAAGCCCGUGCUGCUCCCGCUGCUGAAGUGCUCAAUACUCCGCGGCGCAUCCGACGCCGCCGCAAUGCAACCGCUGGAAAAGUUUUAUAUCAACGAAAAUUUCUCAAGCAGGUGGAAAAAAGUCCGAGUGCCCAUGACGCCCUUUCGUCGCGAUGGCCUGUUCCACAGUGAGGCGAUCGCGAAGGAGGUGGAGGAAGACAGGCGACCCGCCAUCGAUGCCUGCCUGGUCCGCAUCAUGAAGAGCCGUCGCGUCUUGAGUCAUUCAAGCCUCUUGGAGGAAUGCCAGCAAAAACUCUCACACCUUUUUUCGGCCGACCCAAAGUUGAUCAAGCAGCGUGUCGAAGAGCUCAUGCGAAAAGACUACAUUGAGCGUGACCAGAAAAACCCUGCGGUAUACCAAUACAAGGCAUAG
Messenger RNA from Trypanosoma conorhini, 2190 nucleotides. RefSeq names its product cullin. Gene Ontology annotation, biological process: ubiquitin-dependent protein catabolic process; protein ubiquitination. Gene Ontology annotation, cellular component: cullin-RING ubiquitin ligase complex. The transcript has a single exon. NCBI's taxonomy places the organism in Eukaryota, Euglenozoa, Kinetoplastea, Trypanosomatida, Trypanosomatidae. Gene Ontology annotation, molecular function: ubiquitin protein ligase binding. The record is from RefSeq and is a predicted model, not a curated record. The coding region runs from base 1 to 2190 and encodes 729 amino acids.